GGCCAGUGUUCGAUCGAUUUGUCGCGACGUCAACAAUCAACAUGGCCGCGAUCCUACGAAUACAAAACACGGAGUAAAGUUACUCCUGAGUAAAGAUCAGUAUUUUCAAUAAUAAUGACUUAUCGCAGGUUUGCGCGUGAUAGCGUUUGACGUUCGUGAAAGAAAACUCGACGAUAAUAUCAUGUGAAGAUACUUCUUGGAACGUUCGGGUAGCGUAAUCCACCUUUCGACAUACACCGCAUCGUUCUUAACGUAACACAAGGCGAUACGCAGGUGAACGAUGAGCCCCAAUAAAAGGAAGAUAUUCGAGUCGGACACGUCCGAUGAGGAGGACAGUUUCAAACAUCGACGCAGUUCUCUGAGGGUCAACUUGAGUCGCAGCGAUAAUCAGACGGAUUCCGGGAACGGAUCUCUCUGGAGAACGGAGAUCGAGAACGACGAGGGAGCUGCGAACGCGGCGCAAGCUGUCGGAAGAUCGUCGAGAGGCAGAGGAAAUACCGCGGACGAGAGGAUCAGUCGCCGAUCUGAUCCCGGUCACAGGGAUCAUACGCGAGCCGGAGCAAGCAAUACGGAUAAUAAGCGUGCUGCGAGCAACGACAGUGGGACGUCCGCUCAAGGAUCAAAGGUCAAGGAGGGAGUGCAGUUGAAACGCCUCACGAUAAAUCUGGAGGACAUCAGCACCAAGGAGCGUCACCUCGUGACGAGUUGCGAGCGUUUGAAGGACGCGAUCCUGUCCAAGACUAAGCAGAUAUUUGACGGGGAGAACGAGCUCUCCGUGAAGACCUUGAAGGUGUUGCGGGGAAGUAAGGAAAAGCGUCUCGCGAGUGGUACGCGUAAUCCAAGGAGAACGGAAAGCGAAACGGUCGUGCUGGACGCGACUGAUCGCCCGGCAGAAGGAGGGGAACAGCCCUGCGCUGCAGGAGCUGCGAGCGAUCGCCGCGGCGCAGAUUCCAAUAUCGUCGCCACACCGAUGAGCAACGACAGACGGGGAAGCCUGGAGAGAACCGUGGAUAAGUCUAGAUUGACUCAGAGACGACUUGUGUUCGUUGAGCGGGACAAGCAGGUGCAGGAUGGACAAACGAGAUGCAGAAUUAUCGAGGAUGUUGCUCUGAGGAGAAACUCUCCGCCUCCGAAACAAGCGGACGAAACCAGCAGUCCUAUAUUGAGCGGCAGUAACAGAAGACUCAGCUUGUUUGGAGGACGAGGCAGGUUGCGUUCGCAGAAUCAGUACCUUGACAACGCGUGCUCGACCGUGCACUCCGUUCGGACCACGAGCAUAGGAAUGCCCGUCGUUUGCUCCACCUUCAUUGACGAUAACGCAACGACGGGUGAGAGAGGAACCGACUGCAAUGACGCGAGCGCAUCUCGUGCCACGCAUACGACGACCAGAGUGAUAUCUAUGGAGAUGACGGAGGUCCAGGGCGGUGUUCGUGAGAGACACGUGUCUGUACGAAGUAGAAUGUCAGACGCGAGUAACAGCACGGAAGGGGAAUCGCACGAGGAAGGAAGUAUGGAGCGAAACAAAGACGCAGUCUCGCCGAGACAAGAAAACAUUGAAUAUCCUGUGAGCGGAGCUAUCUCGAAUGAGAUACCGCAGGUGCGCGACGGUAGAAUUAAAGGCCAAAAUAAAAAAUCCUGUACGAUAGCUCUAUCUGAUAGCGAUAACACGAUGCGAUCAUCUUUAAAAGUAAAUACCUCGUUGGACGAACUGAUUGAAACCAGCAGAGCGGGGAACGUUCGGAAACCAAGCGAUUAUCGAGCGAACGAUGCCAAUCAAGAUUUCGCAACGGCGAUUAAUGGGAAAAAAUCAAUCGAUUUGAACGAUCAACGCGAAAGUACGAAUACCGCUCGAACUUCGUUGCAAAUGAACACGUCGGUAGAUUCAAUGCGCGAAACGUGGCGAGGAAGAAGCGAUGAGGACGAUAAAGAACGAAGUCGUUCGAGUAUGAAAGAUUCAUCAACAACAGGAAAUAAAGAAACGAGGAAUGAAGACCUAGACUCUUUAGAAAACAUUAGUUUGAUUGAGAGAUUAAGAAAUAUUUCUGUGAGAAAUCCGGUUUCUCAUAAUGAUAAAUCAAGAUUCUCUAAAAUGAGGGAUGAGGACAAAAGACGCUCGAGUAACAGCGGAGAUAGCUACAGUUACGUCGAGGGAACGCCCUAUCCGAUAAGCCGCUUGGUUCUGUUCAGAUCGCAAUUAAAACAUAAAACGAAGCAUUUGGAUGACGCAGCAACCUGCAGCAGCGGCUUAAAUUCGAUGGGCAAUGAGGAGAGCAAUGAUAAAACUAAAUCAGCUGCUUCGCACUCGAAAAUUUUAAAUGAACGGCAUACGUCGUCGACCGAGACACAAAAAACAAUGGAAGCUAGCACAGUUACUGUGGAAGAUACGCCCAACUCUAAUCCUUUUGUUACUCAAAAUCAAUUGACGGUCAUAAAGGGUACGCCCGAUGGAACGAGGUGCGAAACGGACGAAAAGAAUACGGAUGUACAAAACACGGAGUGCGCUCCAGUGAGAAAAGGCAGAAGAAGAUUAUUGCCACUUCACGAAACUUCGCAAUUGUGCUCGCUUACCCCGGUGGAGGAGAGGAGAUGUACGCCCGAGGAACCGACGUCUGCAAAACAAAACGAAAGGCCGAAGAAAAGGCCUCCGAAAAGGAAGACAGUCAAGAAUUCCAAGCGUAAUACAAAUGAUAUCAAACACGAUACCGCGAGCAAGCCAACGUUGUCGGACAGUGAUUGCGAUAUGCUUGAAAAUAGGAAACAAGAGGUCAAGAAAACGCGAAGGCCGAAAAAAGUUAUUAGCAAGAAGAUCCUCGUGAAGAAGUUUGCCGAUGAAAAUGUGUUGAAUUUAUUACAAGAGAAUAGACAGGAUAAAAGAGAUCAUUUAACGGAAGACAGAGAUUCCUUAGACGAUUUUGUAAAGUGUCGCACAAUAUUGUCGACGCAACGGAACAAGCACAAGUCUCAAAAGAUCGUCAUCGUAACGACCGGUCUAUCAAAAGGGGACAAAAGUUUGGUGAACAGUAUCGUCAAAUCUCUUGGCGCGGCCGAGGUGGAGAUGAACGUGUCAAGACGGACGACUCACGUUGUGAGUACGGGCGUGCGUACGGUGAAUCUUCUCCGUGGCAUAAUAAGGGGCUGUUGGCUGGUUACUUUGGAGUGGGUUCUGAAGUCCUUGGAAAACAACGCGUGGUUAAAUCCAGAGACGUUCGAGAUGAAGCAUUUCUCUAAAGCUGUGCAGGAAAAUCGGAAGGACCGGCAGUUAUUUGGACUCUCGUACACCCCAGAAUUGUUCAGCGCGUGUGGAUUCAUACACAUUGAGCACAAAACCACAAUGCCGUGCGACACGCUUAAGGAACUUAUAAAGACGGCAGGCGGACACAUUACCGAGAAUAUUAAGCUCGCUAAAAUUAUUAUUGGCGCAAAUGGCCUAAAGGAAACCUGGGUUGUAGAUUCUAUUACAACAGGCGAAUUACAGCUGACAAAGUUUUAUCAACGGAAUUGAAGUAGACGGGCGGAAAGAUAUUUGUCUAAAUAUAUAUAUAUUAUAUAAUUUUAAGAUUUAUAUGAUUAUUAUAGUACGAAAAAGAUAUUUGUUUACAAAAUAAUAUAUUUUUGUCAAACAGUUUAUAGAGAUCAUGUAAAAAAUAUUUGUAUACUUUUAUAAUGCUUAGUAUUAUUCAUGUAUAUCAUUGACAAAACAAAUCGAGUUAUCACAUUGUUAUAGUUUAUUUGUAGCUAUGUGUGAAGAAUAUUUAAUUUAAUUUACAAAACAAUUGUGUAUAAAGCGAUAUUUCACAUUAAUUACUAAUCAGAGUAAGCUACAAUAUUAAAUAUUUUUUCUGAAUACAUAAUAUUUACUUAUUGUGUUAUAAUAUUUAAUAUUGUGUCAUCACAAAUUAUACGUUAUACAUGUAUAUGUACAUUACAAUCGUACUUUAUAUACGAAUAUAAGAAACAUAAUUAGUAAGAAAAAUAUAAAUCCGUAAAUGCAGUAAU
Molecule: messenger RNA, 3996 nt
Organism: Wasmannia auropunctata (little fire ant)
Lineage: Eukaryota; Metazoa; Arthropoda; Insecta; Hymenoptera; Formicidae
Gene: MCPH1
Product: microcephalin
Exons: 6
Coding region: 281-3502 (1073 amino acids)
Biological process (GO): mitotic cell cycle
Source: RefSeq, a predicted model, not a curated record